This is a messenger RNA of Tarenaya hassleriana, 7124 nucleotides long. RefSeq names its product transcriptional activator DEMETER. Gene Ontology annotation, molecular function: DNA N-glycosylase activity; 4 iron, 4 sulfur cluster binding; DNA demethylase activity. NCBI's taxonomy places the organism in Eukaryota, Viridiplantae, Streptophyta, Magnoliopsida, Brassicales, Cleomaceae. The transcript has 21 exons. Gene Ontology annotation, biological process: base-excision repair. The coding region runs from base 663 to 6833 and encodes 2056 amino acids. The record is from RefSeq and is a predicted model, not a curated record.
CCGGCUCUCUCUCCUCUCCAUCUUCUUCAGUCUCUCUCUUACGGCGGAGCUGACUCAGUUUCUCCGGCAUUGACUCGCCUGAGAACGCGAGAGAUCACACAGUCUCAGAUCGGUGAGCUUAAGCUCCAUUGUUUUUUUCCUCCUCCACAAUUUUGUCGCCAUUUCUAUCCGAAAUUUGUUCUGUCGUAUUAAGCUCUUGCAUCUCCGAAUCGCGGGAAGAUAUUCUCGAUGUUUCUGUUUUAUCAAUUCGUAAUUCCUGAUUCUACAUACAAUAUCUGCCAUUAACACCUGAAUUCAAUUGUUCGCAAUAAAACCCCAAAUUUGCCUUGUCUUCAUUUCCAUAUACAUUCUGAUACUUUCCCCCUUUUUUUUCUAACCUUUUUGUUUUCAUGUUUCACCGUUUUGCAUUUAAUGCGUUUCUCGUUUCAUCGACGAGAGAAUAUCUGGGAGAAUGGGAAAUCCUUUACUGCAUUUUAUGGCACAGAUUCUACUCAGCUUGUAGUUAAUUUUGCCCCCUCCAUGAGAUAAGAACAAGAAGGAGAAUUUGUCUCUUUGGGAAUUAGGUACUUAGGAAACAAUUAGGCCAAAUAAUUUUCUGAAGAAUUUGAGUGAUGCAUCAGUAGUGAUAGGGUUGAAGAGGGGGUUCAUAGAUUCUGUGUGGUAUGAAUUCGAGGGCUGAUCCCCGAGAUGGCGGGUUUCAAGCUCCUCUGGAGAGGCAAGUUCAACAAGAGUUCCAAUUCAUGGGUUCUUGGAUUCCAAUUACGCCCACGAAACCUGUAAUUAACUCUAGUCUGAUCACGGGUGAGAGGGAUAUGAACCAGAUUGAAAGAGUAAGAUGCCUGGAGCCAAAUGGAUUUCCGGUCGGUGCUUGUGGAUAUAGAGAGAGGUCCUUGUACAUCAAUGGAGCUAUACAGGAUCUAAAUCAGACUGAGCAACGGAUGAGCCGAAAUGGGGGUUAUUAUCACGAUGCUAAUUCGGGCAUGACGAGGAGAAGUAGGCUGAUCAAUUGCAUUGCUGGAUCAUAUGCACAAACCAGGAAUAAUAAUGGGAUGGAAAAUCUCUUGGCUGGGGGUGAUGUAGCUUUUCCUCUUGCACCUAUUGUUGGAAACUCCAUACAGAAUGUACAUAUGGUUAAUGGAAAUGCUACACAAGACUCGGAUGUGGUUAACAGUUCUUUCACCCAGAUUGGCAAUUCUCAAGCUGGUUGUAGUGAGUUUGAGUUGGAUGAUUUGUUGUUUUCCAAUCAGAUUCCUUUCUCAUUUACAAGGCUGCUGAGUAGUGGAGACAACUUAUGCCAGACACUUCAAUGUGGAAAUUCAGCAUCUAAUCGUCCUCUUUACAAUCUGAAUUCACCACCCAGAGGAGAAGCUAAUGGAUCAUUCAGUGCAGCUACGUUCCAAUCGGUGCCAUUGACUCCUAAUCAAGCCAAUAAUAUUGAGAAUGGAUCUACCAAUGGUUCAAAAUUUUUGAUGGAUGACAAUUUUGUUCAAGAGAAUGGGUUCUUGGCAAAAAGAGUUACAGCCAUUGAACAAGGUAUCAUACCGCAAAACUCUGACAGAAACAUUCAGAACAUUGAAGAUUUCACUGUUGUUGAUUCUACAGCAACUGAUGAACAAAGGCAAAAUGAACCUGUGAUUGAUCUUAACCAGACCCCUCAACUGAAACCACCGAAAAGGAAAAAGUACAUGCCAAAAGUAGUAAAGGAAAAGAAACCCCAGAAGAAGAUGCGGAAACCUGCAACUCCAGCAAAUGCUAAACCUAAAGAGACUGGAAUCGGCAAAAGGAAGCAAGCUCAAAAGACAAGCUUGAAAGAGUCAGCAAUUAAAGAACCAGACACUGUUAGAGAGACAAGCAACCCAAGCCAUGAAAUCCCAGCGAAGAGUUGCAGAAGAGUUUUGAAUUUUGACAUGGAGAAAACUGGGGAUGUGAGGCAAGGUGACUGUGAAGGUGGCUCGAACUCAGUUUCUGAGGCAAGAGUUGCAACUCGUGUGACCAAUGCCAGUUGCAUGGAUUCAGUAAAGAUAAACCAGAAUGUUGGAUUACUGGCUCAAGACCAGCCUGUUGGAGUGUCGACGGGGAACCAGCCCUCUGGUUUUUCAAAGGGAAGGAAGCUGGAUGCGCUGCUACCUACAGGAGAGAAGCAGCCUGAAUUGCCAAGUGGAAAUCAGCCAGCUCGAUUACUGGCAAGAGAUGAGCGACCUGAAAUAUUGAUCGGAAAACAGCAACCUAGAUUUCUGAUUGGAAGGCAGCAAUACCAGUUUCCAGUGGCAACCCAGCAAUCCCAGUUUCCAACUGGAAACCAGCAACCCAAUUUCCCCAUGGAAAACCGACCUCUUGGUUCGGCAGUCGGGAUGCAGCGAUCUUUCUUGCCCAUGGAAAACCAGCAACCUCGCUUGUUAAUGGGCAACCAGCAGCUUCACUUGUUGGUGGGCAACCAGCAACCUGCGCAUCUGGUAGGAAACCAGCAAUCUGGAUAUCUUGCAGGCAACGGGCAAACUAGAAUUUUGAAUCAGCAAAACCAUCAAGCUUGUUUAGCUACAGCAAACCGACCAUAUGAAUUAUCAAUAGGCAGGCAGCAGCAGGGCCUGCCAUCAGGACAGCAACCUGGAUUACUGGUGAAAAACCAGCAACCUGAAAGACAGAUGAGAAAUCUGCAACCUGGAUCAUCUAUGAGAAAUCAGCAGCCUGGCUUACCUGUGAUGAACCAGCACUCUGGAAAUCUGGGUGGCAUUACUUCUCACUUGAAUAAAAUGGCAGCUGCCUAUAUGUCCUCACCUGGGGCUCAAGCAGAUGGGUCUCGUUCUCAACCUCCUGCAACAAAUUUGCAUGCGGAGAUCCUUAAAACUAUUUCCAGAAGCUUGAGUGCGAGGACUGCUGGUACAUGUCAAAGGAGUAGUACCACUGAAUAUAGUUCUCUAGAGCAAAAUAUCCAUCAAGAAAGUGGCUACAUGAAAUUUCAAAAGAGAUGCAACGGAGAACCUCUUGAUAUAUGCAGGAAAGCAGCACCUCAAAAUAUUCCUCCUCAAGCUCCAUCAAUUUUGUCGGAAACUUUUGAAACCAGAGGCUCGAAGAGAGAGUACGAUCAUGCAAUGGGGCAGAUGCAGAACCAUGAUUUGAAAAAAACAUUGCUCCAACAGAUAGCACAAUCAGAAGAUUUAGUGAGACACAACAGGCAUAUAGGUGCAGCAUUAUCAGAGUCUUCAAAGAAAAUGAAAAUUCAGAAAGGCUUCCCUGCCAAUAUGCAUGCCAUGCCUCGUGAGGUAACAGAAGUUGAGGAUGCUCCUAAUGAUGGCUCACAACAAGGUAUUAAAAACGUCAGCACCAACCAAACUGCAUUGAAAGAAAAACCUUUUCCAAUUCAAAGUUCUGCAAAUAAUGAGAAAUGCGUUAUCGUUCCGCCAACACCCCCAAGGAAGGCCCCUGCAGUAGGAAAUCAAUUAGUAGCUCCGCUUGAUCAUGCAUCACAGGUCCAGACUUUAGAAUCUGCUCAAGCCAAGAAAUAUUCAUCGAGCCGCAAGGCUAAAGAGAAACAUAAGAAUUCCUCACAGGAUUCAGGAAAAACAAGAGGACCAUCUGGGGAACUUUUGUAUAAAGAUCCUGUUGAAGACAUAAUAUACAGGUUGCUGAAUCUUAGCCUAGGUAGCAAAACCAGAGACCAAAAGGAGCAAAAUGCACUUGUUUUAUACCGGGGAGACGGUGCAGUUAUUCCAUAUGAAGUCAAGAAGCGCAAGCCAAGGCCUAAAGUGGACCUUGAUGAGGAAACAACUAGGAUUUGGAAUCUAUUGAUGGAAAAAGGGGAAAGUGAAGGUGAUCAAGAAAUGGAUAAGGAAAAAGAGAAGUGGUGGGAAGAAGAGAGGAGAGUUUUCCGAGGGAGGGCUGAUUCGUUCAUUGCCCGAAUGCAUCUUGUACAAGGAGAUAGGCGUUUUUCACCAUGGAAAGGAUCGGUGGUUGAUUCGGUCAUUGGAGUUUUCCUUACCCAAAAUGUCACAGAUCAUCUUUCAAGUUCUGCUUUCAUGUCUCUAGCAGCUCGAUUUCCUCCAAAAGCAAACUGCAACCAAGCAGAUGAAAGGAAUAGACUCACUGUAAUUGUUGAAGAUCCAGAAGGAUGCAUUCUGAACUUAAAUGACACCCCUGCAUGGAAGGAAAAGGUUAUUGAAAAUCCGUAUGGCAUGCAAGCUUCUGGGGUUGGCGAUGCAUCAAAAGAGCAGCGAAAGGACAGUUCAAACUUUGGAGCAGAAAGAACUAGUUCUGUAAUGAACAGUAGUCAAAAUUUUGAAGAGGAAGUAUUAUCAUCGCAAGAUUCUUUUGAUCCUACUAUAUUUCAGUCAAGAAGAGGGGUUGGAUGCUGUUCCGGUUCCACUUCGGAAUUGGAGUUUUCUACUGAUAGGUGUAAAUUAAGUUCUGUCAGAGGUUCAACAAAAUCAGUUCAAAUUGGGAAGCCAACCUUAUUAGAUGGUAUUUAUUGUCGAGGUAAUGGGAGACAGUUCCUAUGUGAAGGAUCUGAUAAUUUUCAAGUAGAAACAACAAAUAUAGUUCAGCAGGAACCAAGAACGGAGAGCAUAGACGCUUGGAAGGAUUCUUUGUCUUUCUAUCAGUCGAGCAACCACGCCAAUUGGACUAAGCAGGUGCUGGCCAAUCCUUCCAGUGGUUACCAGCAGAAUACGAUUCUGCAGCCGCAGGUUUUAGAUAUAGAAGAUUUUGGAAUGAAUGGCGAGGGGAUUGGUUAUUCUUGGUUGUCCAUUGCUCCUAGAAUUGAAAAAGGAGAGAGCCAAAAUGAGCUUCCCAGUGGAAUGAGACAAGCAGGAAGUGCUGCAUUGCAAUCCAUGGGCCAAAAAGAAAUGCCAAUGCCUCGAGAAACACUGGGAUUAGGGUUGCUUACUUCCCCAAGCAAGCAUCUUGAAAAUCAACUAUAUGAUACUCAACAACAUGAGAUGAAUAGAGCAUCCCGGUCACAAAGCACAUUCACAGAUCUGCUUAACUCUUAUGAAGAAUGUCUUACAAGACAGUCCGUUACAACACAGCAUAUGACAGAAUCCCUUCUACCGAAAACGAGAACUGCUGAGGAGGUGGUUGAUCCACCCAAUAGGAAUGCUAGCUUGGUUGAAUCAAAUUCCAGUAACCAAGAGCAUUUGACAAUUGAAUACAAGGAAACAAAUUCCAGCUCUUUGCAAGAGAGAGAAGGGAAACCCGAUGAUAGGAAGAAAUCCACAAGCCACUGGGACAAUCUCAGAAAAGAUGUGGAGGGCAAAGGAAAGACAAAAGAAAGAAGCAAAGACGCAAUGGACUCCCUCGAUUAUGAAGCAAUUAGAUGUGCCAGUGUCGGCCAGAUUUCCGAGGCUAUCAAGGAAAGGGGGAUGAACAACAUGUUGGCAAAACGAAUUAAGGAGUUCCUGGACCGGGUCGUCGAGGAUCACGGUAGCAUUGAUCUUGAAUGGUUAAGAGAUGUUCCUCCUGAUAAAGCCAAGGACUAUCUCUUGAGCAUACGGGGACUGGGUUUGAAAAGUGUGGAAUGUGUGCGACUCUUAACACUUCACAACCUUGCUUUUCCGGUUGACACAAAUGUUGGAAGGAUUGCAGUUAGGCUGGGGUGGGUCCCUCUCCAACCUCUGCCUGAGUCACUUCAGUUGCAUCUCUUGGAACUGUACCCGGUGCUUGAGUCCAUCCAAAAAUAUCUUUGGCCAAGACUAUGCAAACUUGAUCAACGAACACUGUAUGAACUACACUACCAGUUGAUUACAUUCGGAAAGGUAUUUUGCACAAAGAGUAGACCAAAUUGCAAUGCAUGUCCAAUGAGGGGGGAAUGCAGACACUUUGCCAGUGCUUUUGCCAGUGCAAGACUUUCUCUGCCGGCACCAGAGGAGAGGAGCUUAACUGGUGCAGCUAAUCCAGUUGCUCCCCAGAGUAACCAUACCACGGCUUUCCCUACCAUGAAACUACUUCCUCCAGAGCAGAACCCACCAAGGGGAGCUUCACAUAGUGGGAAUUGCGAACCCAUAAUUGAAGUACCAGUGACACCCGAGCAAGAAUGCACAGAAAUAACAGAGAGUGACAUUGAGGAUGCUUACUAUGAAGACCCUGACGAAAUCCCCACCAUAGAACUCAACCUCAAAGAGUUCAGUGCAACUCUACAGGAUUAUAUGGAAAAGAACAUGGAACUCCAAGAAGGUGACAUGUCCAGGGCUUUGGUUGCUUUGGAUCCAGCAGCUACAUCUAUUCCAUCUCAGAAACUGAAGAAUAUUAGUCGGUUGAGGACUGAGCACCAAGUGUAUGAGCUCCCGGAUUCGCAUCCUCUCCUGGACGGUAUGGAUAAAAGAGAACCAGAUGACCCCAGUCCAUAUCUUCUAGCUAUUUGGACACCAGGUGAGACUGCUGAUUCAACUCAUCCACCUGAAAGGAAGUGUGAAUGGCAAGAGCCGGGCAUGUUGUGCAGCGAUGAGACUUGUUCUGCAUGCAAUAGCGUGAGAGAAGCAAACUCACAAAAAGUCAGAGGAACCCUUCUGAUACCUUGUAGAACAGCCAUGAGAGGGAGCUUUCCGCUUAAUGGGACAUACUUCCAAGUUAAUGAGGUCUUUGCUGACCAUGAGUCGAGCCUCAACCCCAUUGAUGUUCCUAGAGAAUGGAUAUGGAAUCUACCUAGACGAAUAGUAUACUUCGGUACUUCUGUGACCUCAAUUUUCAAAGGCCUUUCGACGGAGCAAAUACAGUACUGCUUCUGGAAAGGAUUUGUAUGUGUUCGGGGUUUCGACCAAAAGACUCGUGCCCCCCGGCCUCUAAUGGCUAGACUUCAUUUUUCGGCAAGUAAACUGAAGGCUAAAGCCAAAGCCGCGAAAUAAGAUCGUUCACCUCUCUGCCUCUCUCUCUUGCUCUCUUUGAAAUAAAACAAGACAGACUAUGUUCCACGUUCCGACCAAAGGCCAUUCGACACAAGAGUUUAGAAGAUCCAAAGGUUUUAUUUUCUGACUUCAUAGGGCCGAAGAAGGGGAAAAAAAGACAUUCUUUUUCUUAUUUUUAUCUCUAACAAAUUGUUGUAACAAUUCAGUCAUUGGUCCACUAACGGUCAAUUGCCUUUGCAUUUUUAGCAACACUAUUAAUAAAUUUCUCCGGUCACCGGAGGUUUUUUAGCG